Molecule: messenger RNA, 2194 nt
Organism: Saimiri boliviensis boliviensis (Bolivian squirrel monkey)
Lineage: Eukaryota; Metazoa; Chordata; Mammalia; Primates; Cebidae
Gene: NIPA1
Product: NIPA magnesium transporter 1
Biological process (GO): magnesium ion transport
Cellular component (GO): membrane
Molecular function (GO): magnesium ion transmembrane transporter activity
Source: RefSeq, a predicted model, not a curated record
GGCGCAGGCGCGGAGGCCGGGCGGGCGCGCGCGGGCGGAAUGGGGACUGCAGCUGCGGCGGCGGCGGCGGCCGGGGAGGGGGCGCGCAGCCCGAGCCCCGCCGCCGUGUCGCUCGGCCUGGGCGUGGCCGUGGUGUCGAGCUUGGUGAACGGGUCCACGUUCGUGCUGCAGAAGAAGGGCAUCGUGCGCGCCAAGCGGCGAGGUACUUCCUAUUUAACAGACAUUGUGUGGUGGGCUGGCACAAUCGCAAUGGCAGUUGGCCAGAUUGGAAACUUCCUGGCGUACACGGCGGUCCCUACAGUCCUCGUGACUCCCCUGGGCGCCCUGGGAGUGCCGUUCGGGUCCAUUUUAGCUUCCUAUCUCCUGAAGGAAAAGCUCAACAUCUUGGGCAAGUUGGGGUGCCUGCUAAGCUGUGCAGGCUCUGUCGUGCUGAUCAUCCACUCCCCAAAGUCUGAGAGUGUGACGACUCAGGCUGAGCUGGAAGAGAAGCUGACCAACCCAGUGUUUGUGGGCUACCUGUGCAUCGUGCUGCUCAUGCUGCUGCUGCUCAUCUUCUGGAUCGCGCCGGCCCACGGGCCCACCAACAUCAUGGUCUACAUCAGCAUCUGCUCUCUGCUGGGCAGUUUCACCGUGCCUUCCACCAAGGGCAUCGGGCUGGCGGCCCAAGACAUCUUGCACAACAACCCGUCCAGCCAGAGAGCCCUCUGCCUGUGCCUGGUGCUUCUGGCCGUGCUUGGCUGCAGCAUCAUUGUCCAGUUCAGGUAUAUCAACAAGGCACUGGAGUGCUUCGACUCCUCGGUGUUCGGGGCCAUCUACUACGUCGUGUUCACCACGCUGGUCCUGCUGGCCUCAGCCAUCCUCUUCCGGGAGUGGAGCAACGUGGGCCUGGUGGACUUCUUGGGGAUGGCCUGUGGAUUCACGACCGUCUCCGUGGGGAUUGUCCUUAUACAGGUGUUCAAAGAGUUCAAUUUCAACCUUGGGGAGAUGAACAAAUCUAAUAUGAAAACAGACUAGAUUGCAGUAGGGUCUUGGAUGGUUCGAGGAACAGGUAUUGGAGGUAGUCCUGACUGGAUGUGCAGAAGAGGUCCUCGAUCUUGGUGUUAGAGUUGACUGGAUGGGAAAGGUGGUCUGGUGGACGGGGGGAGUGGGGCUUAGCAGCAGAGCACAGGCCCAGCCAGCCCUCUGCAGCCCAAAGGUGCCUCACGGUUGCCUGGCACCAUGUCUCUCAUAUGAGACAAAUCUCAUUUUCAUUUCCAUUAACCAGGAAGCUUUCAUGAAUAUUCUCUUCUUUUAAAACAUUUUAACAUUAAACAGAAAAAGGUGGGCUCUUUCUGGUUAGUUGUUACAGGAUAGCAGAGAUAUUUUUACAUAGAUUACUUUGGAAAUGAGAGAUUGUUGUCUUGAACUCUGGUUUACAGUGAAUGUGUCUGUGGUUGUGUUAGUUUGCAUUAAGCAUGUAUAACAUUCAAGUAUGUCAUCCGAAUAAGAGGCAUAUACAUUAAAUUGUUUUUAGUCCUCUGACAAGUUGACUCUUCGGCCCUCACCCCUCCCAAGACAUUUAAAUAGUAGAGAAGAGUUAACGAACAUGAUGGAGUGUUCCACCGGCAGGAUGACUUUUCAAUAGCUCAAAUCAAUUUCAGUGCCUUUAUCACUUGAAUUAUUAACUAUUACUGUGUAUAUGUUCUUAGGUUAGAAUAAUGCAACUUCCUUGAGUAUGCUUUAAUAUUUCAGUAUUCAAGUUACAAAUGUACGAGGCAGUUAGAAAUAAUGCAGUCACACGUCACUUAGUGACAGCAAAACAUUCUGAGAAAUGCAUUGUAAGCGGACUGUAUUGUGUGAACAUCAGGAGGUGCACUUACACAAACCUCAAUGGGACACCUUUUACCCACCUGGGGUGGGUGGCACAGCCUGUUGUUCCUGGCGUCACACCUGUACAGCAUGUGAAUACUGUGGGCAAUUGUAACACAGCGGUGAGUGUUUGUGUUUCCAAACAUAGAAAGGGUACAGUAAAACGAUGGUAUUACGAUCCUACAGGAUCACUGUCAUGUAGGUGGUGUGUCUUUGACAGAAACAUGUUUACAUGGUGCAUGACUGUAUAUUCGUUGGAAGAUAGUCAAGACUGAAGACACAUUAGAGCAAACGGACCCAUUUAACUUGGCUAUUGUUCAAUUAAAGACAGUUGAUUUAAGUAGCA